Messenger RNA from Siniperca chuatsi (mandarin fish), 1015 nucleotides. RefSeq names its product MyoD family inhibitor domain containing 2 (gene mdfic2). The record is from RefSeq and is a predicted model, not a curated record. The transcript has 3 exons. NCBI's taxonomy places the organism in Eukaryota, Metazoa, Chordata, Actinopteri, Centrarchiformes, Sinipercidae. The coding region runs from base 93 to 662 and encodes 189 amino acids.
GACAUUAACUCACGUUGGCCUCAGUUGUGUGUAGCCACAUAUUUUUGGCUUGAGAUAAUCAGGUUUGUCAUACGAGGUGCAUUUGUGAUGCAAUGGACCAGAUGGCAGAUGAAAUGACUCUGGGAGCCGAUGUGAAAGACAAAGGGAAAGUAAACACUGCUGAGGAGAGCUCUGCGUGGGUGAGAGGAGAAAGGAUACAAAGUGAGGCUCAAGUCAGCGACUGGAGACUCGGUGCCUCUGCAGAAACUGAGCCUGGGGAGACCAGUAGAGACACAGAAGCUCAGCGGCCUACAGAGUGUGACAGCUCUUCUUCCCCUCUGUUCUCUUUGAAAAUGUACCUGAGGAGAUCUUCCUCUGCAGCAUCCUCCACAACAGGCUCUCUGUCUUCUUCACAGCAGAGCAACAUGGGAGUUGACUGUGCAGGAAUUGUCCUGAACUGUCUCUUCUGCCGGUUCUACGAUAUGAUCCUCAUGCUACCAGACUCCUGUGAGAGAGUUGCCAAUCACUGCUGCCCCGACUACAAACAAGUCAUCUCCCCAGUGGAGUCUACGCCCAGCAGUAACGAUGACUCUUGCAUGGACUGUGGUCUGCUCAGUUCCUGUCAUGAUGCAAAUGACUGCCUGGAGUUGGCUAUGGAGAUUUCUGAAUUAUGCUAUCACUAGUAGGAAAAAGGAAACCCAUACUAAUCACCAAUCAUGAUAAAACAGUGGUUGGAUAAUCAAAGAUCAGACUGUCCCAUGUGAAGUUGAGGAAGGGCUACAACACAAAGAAAUAGAAAUAAAAUCAAAUAAAAUUAAUGCAAUAUGCAACAUUUGUGAUAUUAAAAUGACAAGAAAUAUAUACAUUAUCCAUCUGUGCAUGCAUGUGACCCUGUGUUUAUAUCUCUCCUGAAUGUAUGAAUCAGUAUUCAGCCAGAACAUUUUAUAUAGCUGCUUUAAGGAUGGAUAGUUGAUAUGCAUCCCAAACUGCCCUUGUAAAUAAAUAUUUCUUUAUCUCUGACCUCCUCCUACUUGGU